CCAGUCGCUCGGUGCCAGGACAGGAGGACAGGAGCACAGGAGGACAGGAGGACAGCAGCAGCCAGGACCCUGCCGCCGCCCCUGGCCGCCUGUUCCCUGGCAACCUCGGAGGAAUCCAGCCCCGGCUCCUUCCUCUCCCCUCCCACCGCCGCCUGCGGGGGCUGGGGGCGGAGGCAGCCGAGCCCCAUUAUAAAAAGCGACCGAGCUCCAGCGGCGAAGGGACAGCACUGAGCUCCUCCAACGCGUGGACGCAGCCGCCUGCCAGCGGGCCCAGAUCCUCGCCAGCCUCCGCCAUGGCUCCGACGCCUCUCGCCUGGCUGCUGAGCCUGGCCACACUCUGCCAUCUGACCAUCCUAGUGGCCGAAACUUCAGCCCCCGGAAGUGAGAGGCCUCCCCCAGGGCAGCACCACGGUGUGACAAAAUGCAACAUCACGUGCAACACGAUGACCCGACCGAUCCCCGUGAAUUUACUCAUCGGCUAUUGGAAGAACCCGGAGUCCUGCGGCAGGCGCGCUGUCGUCUUGGAGACCAAAAGGCACAAGUAUUUCUGUGCCGACCCAAAGGAGAAAUGGGUCCAAGAAGCAAUGAAGCAUCUCAACCGCCCGGCUCAGACUCAAAAUGGCGGCACGUUUGAGAAGCAAAUUGGCUCAGGGCCCACGAUCACCCCAGCCACCACCGAGGGACAGUCCCAUCCUGCAUUCUCUGAGCCUGAAGCCACAGGGGAAGGCAAUAGUUUGGAGGGGACGACGUCUUCUCAGGAGGCCCAGAGGUCCAUGGGGACUUCCCCAGAGCUGCCAGUGGGGACGACGGACUCCUCAGGGUACAGGUCCACCCCGACGUCAAAGGCUCCAGAGGAUAGGCCUCCCGCUGGGCCAGGGACAGCUGUGGCCUCCACCUCUGUUGCCCAGCAGAGCCAAACUGGGCCUGGCCUCCGGGUCAUAAAGGCCCACUCUGAGACCCACUCCACCCAGGUCCUCUCCACGGAGCCCCCCUCCACCCAGACCCCCGACAUGUCAUACCCAGCCCUCGAGGAGACCACCGUGUCUAAAGGCCAGCCCACAUCGGGCAAGGGACAGACCCCUAGUCCAGAGGCCUCUCCAGGGCCUGAGGAGAUGAGUCCUGUUUCAACGCCCAGGGGUGCAUCCCAGGACUCGGGGCCUGGAGAGAUGACCCAUGCUCCUGUGGUCCCUGUCUCUUCCGAAGGGACCCCUAGUCAGGAGCCAGUGGCAUCAGGCAGCUGGGCCCCCAAAACCAAGGAGCCCAUCCAUACCACCAGUAAUCCCCAGAGUUUGAGUAAUAAGGCUGCUCCUAACACUCCUGACCUUGGCCCCCAGGAAGCCACCCGAAGGCAGGCAGUGGGGCUGCUGGCCUUCCUCGGCCUCCUCUUCUGCCUGGGGGUGGCCAUGUUCGCCUACCAAAGCCUCCAGGGCUGCCCCCGCAAGAUGGCGGGAGAGAUGGUGGAAGGCCUUCGCUAUGUGCCCCGGAGCUGUGGCAGUAACUCCUAUGUCCUGGUGCCGGUGUGAGCUGGCCACCUGCCCGUGUCCCGUGGUUUCAUUCAGACAGCUGCCUGGGGACCCCCAUCCUCAUUCCCACCCUCACCCCAGGGCCUGGCCUGAGCUGGGAUGAUGGAGCCUGGGAGGCGGGAUCUCCUGGUGCAAGCUGCUCGGCGCCCAAAGGUGUGGCCCCGGGAGGCCACCCUUGACCACUGUCAACCUCCGAGGGACAGAAGGAGCGGCCUCCGACUCACCCAAACCCGAGCACCCUCCUCUGCUGCUGGCUGGUUAGAGGUUCCCUUGGACACUGUCCCAGCCCCCAGUGAACAGUUAUUUAUUGAAUGCCCAGCCCCCUCUGACCCUCCCCGUGAGGACUGCCCUCCUCCCAUCUCAAGAUGAGUGACAGGCCAGGCCCUCGGUCCCCUCCCCAGACCUCUGUGUCUCUUGGCCCUGCUGCACUUGCCAGUCACCCCGGCCAGCUGCGGUGCUAUCUCUCCCUGUCCCUUGUACAGAGCCCACCCCGCAACAGGGGCCGUGUCUUUCUUGCAUGAGGCUCGUGUGGUGUCCCCAGACCUGACCUGGGAGCAGCCCCUGGCACCGUGGGGAGGGAGCUGAGGUCAUUUAGUGGCAUGGAUGUUUUUCCUCCUGGGUCUCCUCUGUGCAGUGAAGGAACUUUGAGUUGGUGGCUGGGGUCCACUCCACCCUCCCGCCCGCCCACCCAGCAAAAGGAAGGGGAGGAUGGGGGUCCGUGCCAUGGCUGUCCUGCUGACUCCCAGACUUCUGCGAGACCCUCUCCCCGGCCCCUCAAUGCUGCCUGAGCCUCGCCCGCAGAGCACUUAGAGGGUCUCUGCCACUCCUGACUCCCGGGGGACCUGCAAAGGGCCGUUUGAUAGUUCAGGUCCUGGGCUGUGGGUCCCCAAGUGGGCGCUGGCCUGGGGGACCUGUGGGAGCAGAGGAAGCCCCUCCUCAUCCAGGCUCUGCGCUGACAGGAGGACCCGUGCAUGUUGGGGGGGAUGUCAGCCCCCACCCAGCCCAAGAGGGGCCAAGCAGUCUGUGGAAGGUGCCAGGGAAAGUCCGGAGCGUUCUCUGGGUGUGACCUGAGGGCGUGUGCAGGGUGGCUCCCUGUGGCGCACACUCCCGGGCUCCCUCCCGCCUCCCUCUCUCCUGGAGAGCCCAGCUCCCUGGGCGCUGUCCCUCACCUGGCUCCGCUGCAGGCAGGGCCAGGAAUUCCCGUGAGGACCUCAGGGCUCCUGUGUUUAGCUCUGGAAGGGACUCUGCCCUGGGGGAGAGGGGCGAGGGAGGGUGACUGUGACCACAAAGUCCUGGGUUCCCUUUUGGGCUGCUGGAGAUCCUGCAGGCCUGGAGGUGAGCUGUCCGGCUGGACCUGCAGACCUGGGCCUCUAGGGCUCCUGUGGCAGCUCACCCCUCCCUCUGGCUGUCCCCAGGACUGACCUUUGCUCUCUACUGAGGAGCCUCUGCAGGGCUGGGCUGCACCUGGUGGCUGCUCAGAGGAAGUCAACCCAGCUGGGCCGCCUGCCCUUCCCCGGGCUGUCAGGAGCCUGGCCCAGUGGGCCUCACCCUCAGGUGGGCCUCACCCUCAGGUGGGGACUCCUGAGGGCUCAGAGGGCAGGGUGGGGCGCACUCUGUGCUGGCUUCUUGUUGGGACAUCCCUCCCGUGUAAGAAGGCUGCUGGACGAGGUCCCCUUGGCAGGACAUGCACAGAAACACUCUGGGAAGGAUCUUGAAGGAGUUGAUUUUUGCUUUUCGACCCUCAUUACCAAUGUCUGUGCCAUUUUGUAUUUUAUUAAUAAAACUCAAAAGUCUUGUGAAUCAAA
Molecule: messenger RNA, 3328 nt
Organism: Ictidomys tridecemlineatus (thirteen-lined ground squirrel)
Lineage: Eukaryota; Metazoa; Chordata; Mammalia; Rodentia; Sciuridae
Gene: Cx3cl1
Product: C-X3-C motif chemokine ligand 1
Biological process (GO): positive regulation of GTPase activity; antimicrobial humoral immune response mediated by antimicrobial peptide; inflammatory response
Cellular component (GO): extracellular region
Molecular function (GO): chemokine activity; CCR chemokine receptor binding
Source: RefSeq, a predicted model, not a curated record